GUCUGGGCUGCUGUUUAUUUCCGUUUCCUUGUCUGCUCCCAAGAUCAGCUCAGGCGUUUUCAGACGAAACGAAGCCCUUCAAAAUGCCGGAAAAGAAAUCGGAAACUGGAAGCAAAAACCCUAAAAAGGCCAAUCUCCUGGAUCACCACUCCAUCAAGCACAUCCUUGAUGAGUCUGUUUCUGAGAUUGUAACCAGUCGUGGAUAUGUGGAAGAUGUGAGGAUUAGCAACCUGAAAUUGUUCAUCGGGACAAUUAUUAUUGUUAUUGCUCUCUUCGCUCAGUUUUACAAGAAGAAGUUCCCCGAGAACCGCGAUUUCCUGAUCGCCUGUAUCGUAUUAUAUCCUUUCAUUUUCUCAAUAUUUGAUUUUUUGUUUUUUCCCUUUUAUCUGUUAGAUAAGAUUCUGUUUGGUGGCCAAGAAACUGGAGGAAUGGGAAUGAAAAUGAUUAGUCCCUGAAAACAUAAGAGAAUAGAAACAAAUUGGGAGCCUGUUUGGUUAGAUUUAGACUAGAAUAUCACCAAUUUGUAAGCCUUCCAAAGAGACCAUUGAAAAAGUUGAUAACAGAGGUAAUAGACCAACUUAUUCGAGAUUCCUUUUGGAUAUAGAGAUACUACUACUGACAGUUUAGCUUAAUUAUGUAGCCUAAUGUAAUGUUGUUGAGAUUCCUGGGUUCUCAGUCCUGUCCAGUGUUUGAGUAUCUAAUUUAUUUUAGUAGGUGCAAAUUUCCAAAACUCAUAGAAUGAAUGCACAGAAAACUGAUAAUGCUUAGAACCCAAGGGAAUUAGCUAUAUUUUGAACUGACAUGACAGAGCUGUUGGUAUGGUAUAAAAACAUAUGAUAUCCAUUUCUAAUUUUUUCUGUUCCAGACUUUCUUGGUAACCCAACUGGAAGGAUAUUUUCAGUGUCAUUUGGUCUUAAGUGUGUUAGUUUUAUCAAUGUUUGAUCCUUGACUCUGGCAAGUAUGUAGUUUUCAAUGGAAUAAUGCAGCUGAUCAUCUACAAAAAAGAAAAGAAUGCGAUUUUAUUUACUUAUCCUCCAGUGGGUUCCUUCACCAGCACUGGUUUGGUUGUCACUUCAAAAUUGCCAAGAUUCUCUGAUCUCUAUACUCUUAUCAUAGCAAGUGCAGAUCCAAAAUCGAUAUCUGCUGGGAAGCCAGUAGAGCUUACCAAAAGUGUUACUCAGUGGUUCACGAAGGAUGGAUUAUUGGUGGAAGGCCUAUUCUGGAAAGAUGUUGAAGCUCUAAUAGAUGAUUAUGUUGGGGAACCAAAGAAGAAGAAGUGACAUAGAAAUUGUGGUUUACCAUGUUAGGUUACUGGUUUGCAUAGUGAGCUACAUUAGUGUUGUCACUUGACAUAGUGUUUAUCACAAACUCACAAUUAUUGUUAUUGCUCUGAAAAUUUUGAACCAAAAGAAAUAACUUUGCAUAACUUUUAGAAGACAGUUCAUUCAUAUGUUAAGUUAAAGUCUUUUAGCUUAAUGCCAGUGCUAUAGGAGGUUGUUGCAU
Rubroshorea leprosula is the source of this 1503-nucleotide messenger RNA. Lineage: Eukaryota; Viridiplantae; Streptophyta; Magnoliopsida; Malvales; Dipterocarpaceae. The record is from the annotation of a GenBank genome assembly.